AAAUGAACUUCAUGAAAUUAAAUUGUUUUUGAAAACAUACUUAAUUGAAUAAAUCAAUAUGAAAAAUAUGCAUUCAUUUAUUUGGAGACGUACAGGGUUAUAAAUUGGAGAGUAUUCAGCUUUGGUUGAUAUUAUUAUAACCUCAAUUUUUGGUAUAGAUUUUUUAAUACCAAAUGAAGAAAUUAUUCGAGAAGUCUAAAUAGUAAUAAUAUAUUAUAUUCUCAUUAGAAAGUUGAGAAAGAAAAAGGAUUUAGUGAACAAAUAGGAAGAGCUAUGAAAGGAAAAGUAAAUUUAAAUUAACCAGAAAAAUAUGAAUUGGAAGAAAAAAAAGAACUCCAGAAACGUAUAACAAAGAAUGUGUAUAAAUAAUUUAUUCCAUUUUCAGAAGUAAUUUAUUUUUAUAAUUAGAUGUUUGAUAAAAUUUGGUUAGCCCAAUCAACAUCUUAAGAAUGGAGUUCUUUAAAUAAUAAAAAUUUAAGAUUUUUGUUAAACUAUUCUUUAAAGGAUGAAUGA
Messenger RNA from Paramecium sonneborni, 513 nucleotides. NCBI's taxonomy places the organism in Eukaryota, Ciliophora, Oligohymenophorea, Peniculida, Parameciidae. The record is from the annotation of a GenBank genome assembly.